GAACCGAACCGUGUCAUCUGUCGCUGUGGAGUGUCGGCACGACGAGCAACGGCAUUGCAGUACACAUAGAGUCACGAAGUCGCAAAAAUGGGACUGUUGGACUUCUGCAUCGUCGACCCCAGCAAAACGUUUUGGGACGACCCGAAGAUGUACUUGGACGAUCCCGGUUUGGACACUUUACUGUCGCUGACCGCCGACGAGCUGUUACCGUGCAACGACCAAGACGACGAGACCUCAUACGAUGACGAGGACAGCAAAGGGAAUUUGCCGGACACGCAAAGGCCGCGGCAGCCGGACAGACCGAGUGACGUUAAACAGGUGUUGGAGUGCACUUAUCCGAAUUGUGACAAGACCUACUUGAAACCGUCCCACCUCAAGGUGCACAUGAGGAGACAUUCGGGCGAGAAGCCGUACGGGUGCAUGUGGCCGGGCUGCACUUGGCGUUUCUCCCGAUCCGACGAGCUGUCCCGGCACUGUCGGUCGCAUUCGGGCGUCAAGCCGUACGGGUGUGACGUGUGCGACAAGCGGUUUUCGCGGUCCGACCACUUGGCCAAGCACGCGCGCGUCCACCACAAGCGGAUGGCCGCCGCGGCCGCCCGGCUGCAGUGGCCGCCUCAACAGUGCCAGAAGCGCGCCGCCGUACAACCGACCGCGGCCACCACGGUUAAGACCUCCGUAACCACCUCACCGGUCACCAGACGUCAGUGAUGACGCGACGGCCGUCCGAUGUGGUUGUGCCUACGACGUGCCUGUGAAUUAAACACUGCAGCAAUCCACCCAACACCACUGAUGCAGAUUCUAAUAUUAUACACAGGCUGAUUUACCAGGCGUCUUCAUCUCUAUUUUCACAAUUUUUCACUAUUAAUAACGAAUUUAUUAAAAUUAAGGUUUUUGGAAUUUUUACCUAUAAAUAGGUACAAUUUUAUGACAUAUUGUAAGCGACUUGUGGCGAUUCCAAUUUCUUGAAUCAGAACUUUUAUUAUUGUACAUUUUUAGCAUAUACCUAUAGUAGGUUUACGAUUUUGUAAAAAAUAGGACCACGUUUGAAUCGCCACAAGACACUUCUUAGACGGUAUAUAAAUGCUUGUGAAUCACUCUGUGUACAUCCUUUUUCUGCAUCGCAACACUACCACAAAAGCAAUGGCAUAAUAAAUUAUUGCAAUGUAUAUAUUAUAUAUUAAUCAUCAUGAUCUGUGCAAACGCGAAUUAUACAAAAAAUACACAAUAUAACUCACUGAUACCUACGUGUGUAUUACAUUAUUAAGUGGCAAGUAUGCACUUACAGUUGUCUUGUUUUAGAAUAAGUUUGUUCAUCUCGAUAUUCGCGUGAUUCUGAUCUUUCAGGGCUGUGGAUAGACCGGGACGUACUUUUUUUAAAACUCCAUCCGCAGAAAUUUCUUUGAACUGUUUCAAAUGCUCCACACGUUUGUAUCUUAUAUUAGUGCCCAAUGGUACAAAGAAUAUUUAAUAAUUUAUAAUACAAAUAAAAAUUUAUGUAAGUACAUAUAAUAAGUAACAUUGUAUUAAGUAAAUUUUUCCUUUUUUUGUGUGAAGUUAUGGUAGUAUGUAAUUUAAUGAACUGACCUUAGUAAACUUAACUAAUCUUGUUUCAGAGAUAGGUAUAUACUCUAUGGGUUUUAUACUUUUUCGUUGAGAAUAUAAUCACAACAUUUAUUGAUAUUUAAUACAAAUCAUAUUAUACAUUUUGAGGUUCACAAGGGAGGACGGAAAUGUCGUUUGAAAUCUCGUCCCUCCCACCAAUGGCACGUUUCUGUUAAGAAACAUAUCGGAGAUUCAAAUAUGUCCAUUAUGUCAUUAUUAUUAAUG
Messenger RNA from Metopolophium dirhodum (rose-grain aphid), 1827 nucleotides. Its product is annotated as Krueppel-like factor 15. Bases 88 to 708 code for a protein of 206 amino acids. Gene Ontology annotation, biological process: regulation of transcription by RNA polymerase II. The record is from RefSeq and is a predicted model, not a curated record. Lineage: Eukaryota; Metazoa; Arthropoda; Insecta; Hemiptera; Aphididae. Gene Ontology annotation, molecular function: RNA polymerase II cis-regulatory region sequence-specific DNA binding; DNA-binding transcription factor activity, RNA polymerase II-specific. The transcript has 3 exons.